AUGGCAAAAACCUUCUGGGAAUAUGGCCAAAACCUUAUGGGAAUGAUGGCAAAAAUCGCUCUGCUCCUGAGGAUGAGCACCUUGAUCCUCCUGCUCGUGUUUUCCGUCGGGAACGCCGGAUCCCAGCCGGAGCUGCCCCGGCGGCGCCUGGCGUGCGUGCGGUGCUGCGGCGCCUCGGAGCGGCCCGUGGUGACCCAAAGAUCCGCCAGGAUGAGCGGAGAUCCCCAAUAUUCCGUGCCCAAAAUCCGGCCCACCAUCGACAUCACCAUCCUCAAAGGCGAGAAGGGCGAGAUGGGCGAGCGGGGCCUCCCGGGAGCCGUGGGCAAGGCGGGAGAGCGCGGGACUCGGGGCCCCAGCGGCCACAAGGGCCAGAAGGGCCAGCCCGGGCCUCAGGGCCACUCGUGCAAGCAGCAAUUCGCCGCCUUCUCCGUGGGCCGCCGCAAGCCCCAGCACAGCUCCCACUACUUCCAGCACGUCACCUUCGACACCGAGUUCGUCAACCUCUACCAGCACUUCAACAUGUUCUCCGGAAAGUUCUUCUGCUACGUGCCGGGCGUUUAUUACUUCAGCCUCAACGUGCACACCUGGAAUUUCAAGGAGACCUACGUGCACCUGAUGAGGAACGAGGAGGCCGUGGCCGUCCUCUACGCCCAGCCCAGCGACAGGAGCAUCAUGCAGAGCCAGAGCCUGAUGCUGGAUCUGCAGGAAGGGGAUGAGGUUUGGAUCAGGAUGUUCAAGAGGGAGAGGGAAAACGCCAUCUACGGCGAGGAGUCGGAUGUUUACAUCAUCUUCAACGGGCACCUGGUCAAACCCGCCCUGGAGUAGGAGCUGCUCAGCUCCAGAGGCACCCAGCAGGGUCUUCCCUCUAGGAGUGCACCUCUGAUUCCAUCUGGAAUGGUUGCAGCCCCUGGAAGAGUUGGGUUUUUUGGUUUUUUUCCACAUCUGCGCGGAUCCAAGCUGAGCAAGAAUU
Sturnus vulgaris (Common starling) is the source of this 970-nucleotide messenger RNA. RefSeq names its product C1q and TNF related 8 (gene C1QTNF8). NCBI's taxonomy places the organism in Eukaryota, Metazoa, Chordata, Aves, Passeriformes, Sturnidae. The record is from RefSeq and is a predicted model, not a curated record. Gene Ontology annotation, molecular function: protein binding.